Molecule: messenger RNA, 1754 nt
Organism: Trichoderma atroviride IMI 206040
Lineage: Eukaryota; Fungi; Ascomycota; Sordariomycetes; Hypocreales; Hypocreaceae
Source: RefSeq, a predicted model, not a curated record
GACCGGUCCAGCACUUAGACGCCCUGCCCGCAGAAGCGAGAUUCAACCCGUGUCUCUGCGGCACAUUGCCACUACUUGCUAUUAAUAUUGGCAUCAGGGGGGGAAGCAAAAAGGGCUGAGCGAAAAGAAGAAAAAGAACGCAAAUCGAAUCUAAAAAAAGAAGAGCAAAUCCGAGAUUCGGAGCGUUCCGAGAACAACGUCGACUCGAGCCCUUUCCCUUUCUUUUCGGGCUUGAUUCCCGCCCCAACUAAUUAAACUCUCUACUUGGCCCCGUCCAAAACCUCGAAACCCUCAUUUCAUUUCCUCUGCGCCUUGGCGACGUCACCUGGAAUUGGAACGCAAAUCGAGAGAUUACCUGGUGGGGGAGACAAAAGUCGUCCGGGAUCCUCUUUUGCAUGGGUCGCAUGAACAACUUCCUUAAAGGGAAACGAUAACGACCUCUCUGGUUAUAUUACGUGCGCCGUUUGUGUCAAACCUUCGAAAAGAGGCUUGAAUUCUCUCAGCUUGUCAAAUCGACUCGAAUAACUAAAGCACGAUCUAUCUAUUGGUGUUUCGGUCGCGAAAAACUCUCGACGAUACUACAAAGAAAGCUGUUUAAUGUCAGCUUCGGGUCAAUCACAUCGGUCAAUUCGCAGCGUACCAUUUUGUCGCUUAUAACAUCGCCGACGGUUUCUUCAAAAGCCUCACCAAUAUAAUUGGGAUAAUAAUAAUAAUAAUAAACCUACAACCGCAGCAACAAAGUCGCUGGAUCGACACCCACUCUCGAAAAUGGCAACAAUGGACAACCUAUUCGCGAUAAUGGACGAGUUAUCGCCCUCUCCGUGCCAACUCAUGACUACCGCCAAGCAGAAUCGCAUCAUGGUCUGGCGCGACGAGGUCGCAUCCGCAUCGGCCUCAGAUCCCCCCGCCAGCAACUAUUCCGCCCCUUCACUCGUCACAACAACCACUGCGUCGACGACAUCCCUAACGCCCUCCGAACUGGCCACAAUGUCCAAGAGCUCACGGCUCUGGCACAAGGUCAAGGCGCAAUUCACUGGCAAAGCCCGCCGCCGCAGCAGCGUCGCCAAUGCUGACGUUCCCGACUUCAUGAUGCCUCCGCGGAAAGGCGAUGUAACACGAACGGCCAUGUAUCAGAAUUUACGGUCGGGAGAUGCCAAAAAUGCCGAAGAGGAGGUUACGCCUGGCCAAGACAGCAGCAAUGGCCGUGGACGGGGUCUUUUCUCAAAACAAAGAAGGAUGAUACGGGCAUCGAAGCUAUUGGUGAAUACCAUUAGCUGAUUGCGAACAUAAUCUUGAAGAAAGAUUAUGUACACCGUUGUAUCAAAAGACAAAAGCACAAUAGCAGCACCAGCGCAGCAUCCAAUUGACGAAGACGACGACUACGAGACGAUUCUCAUUUACCGUUCCUAUCCGAAUCCUAUCGAGAUGGCGGAGAGAAAACAUAGGGGGGUGGGACGGGGGAACACAUAAUAUAACGUUUUGGCGCAUGUUUACUAGGUAACUUACAUUGGGAAGGGAGGACACGGGAAAGCGAUUUACAACUUAUACCACUACCACGGGGCUAUUUUACUGCCCUCUUUUCUUUUGUAUCUGGUGUUUUUUUUUUAUUAUUAUUAUACGGGGGGUGGUCACAGACUUUUGUCUCUAUACUGUACCUCGCGAAAGCAGUUAGUUUUUUCUUCUAAGCUAGAUUACUAGUCGAGUUCCGAGAAUUAAAUCUACAAGAUGAAUAAUUCAAGCAAGACAUGAAAGAG